Colletotrichum acutatum is the source of this 1696-nucleotide messenger RNA. RefSeq names its product epoxide hydrolase. NCBI's taxonomy places the organism in Eukaryota, Fungi, Ascomycota, Sordariomycetes, Glomerellales, Glomerellaceae. The transcript has a single exon. Gene Ontology annotation, molecular function: hydrolase activity. The record is from RefSeq and is a predicted model, not a curated record. Bases 139 to 1371 code for a protein of 410 amino acids.
UGAACAUUGAAAAAUAGCCUCUUUGACCCCUCGCUCGUCGCAACAUUUUUUAGACAACAAAGUCUUUUGAGCUCUAUUAACGGAUAGCUGCUCCUUACCGUAGAAAUUGACUCACGCCGGCCGACAAAUUGCUUGAACAUGAUGGAUCCUGCACAACUGCCUGCAUGGGAUCUUCCUCGCGGCGUCGCCUCACGCUAUGUCGACACUUCGCCAGUAGGCCUGAAGUUCCACAUUCUCGAGUCUUUCCCAGUAGAUGAUCCCUCCGGAAGUCCCCCACCCCUGAUUAUACUUCUUCACGGAUUCCCAAAUUUAUCUUUCGACUGGUGUGCUGUCAUGCCGAAGCUCGCCGCGGCCGGGUACUAUGCAGUCGCCCCUGACAUGAGAGGCUUUGGCCGGACGCAUAACGCCAAUCUGAGACCCAUCGGCGAAGAGACUGUUCGUCCUCUCACAGCGUUACGGGAUGUGGUUACCUUGGUUCAUGCACUCGGCUACGAGACCAUUCACACUCUCGUUGGGCACGAUCUCGGGGCGUUCGUAGCUUCCAUGUGCGCUAUCACGCGGCCAGAUAUGAUCAAGUCCUUGGUCUUGAUGGCGCAUCCGUUCAAGGGGUCUCCUCAGCUGCCCUUUGGAACUGGAGUCGCACCGCGAUUAGCAUCUGUGCUUCGUCCCAAACAGGAGGAUAGCGGAAAGACGGCCAAAGUUGACAACGACAUUCAAUCCUCUCUACUGAAGCUCGAGCCACCAAGGAAGCAUUACAAGUACUACAACGCCUCAUCAGGAGCAGUUGACGAAUGGACUCAUCCCACGGGCCAGCCAAUGCACGACUUUCUUCGGGGAUACUUCCAUCUCAAGUCUGCAGACUACAGUCUGAACAAGCCUCGACCCCUCGAAUCCUGGACGGCACAAGAGAUUUCCGUCAUGCCGCAUUACUACGUCAUGAAGGCCGACCUAUCAAUGCGUGAAAACAUUGAGCUGGACAUGGCCCAAGAGUCGGCCGACGUGCGAGCCAAACUCAGCGAAACACCAUGGCUUACCGACGCGGAGCUACAGGUCUAUGUCGACGAAUACUCUCGAAACACGUUCCGACUUUCUUUGUUGUGGUACAGAGUCCUCAUCGACCCGGCCUUGUCUGCAGACCUCCUCUGUUUUGCGGGAACAAAGCUAGCGAUUCCGACAAAGUACGUUUCUGGGACGCACGACUGGGGUACAUACCAGGUUCCUGGCGCUCUUGAAGCCAUGGAAAGCGGCGAGAGCGUCCGAUCUGAUUGCUGGAGGGGGUCGGUCAUAAUUCCCGGGGCGGGCCAUUGGGUCAACAUUGAGAAAUCUGAGGAGACGGCACAAGAGAUCCUCGCAUUGGCCGGGUCUCUUUAGAAGAAAGGCGCGGACUCCCCUGGUCAACCAAUCCCCCAAAGUCUUUGUCGGGAUAACAUGAGACGAAAUUUUGCUAUGUAUGAUUUGUGUGAGGUUUGAGCGAGUUCUAUGUUUCAAUGUCUCCUACACAACGAGAUUGUGAGAUCGAGGCAAGAUAUGAUUCGCAAAACGGUGGCGGACUUAAUGACAGUAUUCGAACGAAUGAUGGUGUGUGUACUUCCUAUUGUCACGAUACUGCACUCACAAAUGUAUUGCUACUCUCGAGUUGCUCUUUUUACUUUCAACGUGGCAGACGCGCUUCGGAAAAGAGCAUUUCUGACUUCAC